Lactuca sativa (garden lettuce) is the source of this 936-nucleotide messenger RNA. RefSeq lists its product as uncharacterized. Gene Ontology annotation, molecular function: protein dimerization activity. The record is from RefSeq and is a predicted model, not a curated record. NCBI's taxonomy places the organism in Eukaryota, Viridiplantae, Streptophyta, Magnoliopsida, Asterales, Asteraceae.
AUGCGUAAAAGAUUGAACUUAAAUGAAACAAUUGAUAAAGUUCAAUACGAGCAAUACAAGAAAGAAAAAGAUUACCAGAAUCAAGUCCUUUUGCGAAUCAUUGCAGUAGUGAAGUUUCUUGCUAAACAUAAUUUAGCAUUUCGUGGAUCAAAUGAAAAGUUGUAUAAAAAAGAUAAUGUAAAAGUUUGGAGUCUUAAGUCAAUGUGUCAAACUCGAUGGGAAAGCCGAGUUGAGAGUGUAAAGGCUAUUAAAAUGCAACUUGUUGACGUACGAGAAGCUUUACUUCAAGUUGGAGAAAAAGAUAAUGAUGUUGCAAUUGCAAGUGAAGCAACUUCACUAAUAGAAAAAGAACUUGGUGACUUUGAAUUUUUGCGUUCGAUUGAAAGGAAAAAAAGGUUUGAUGAGAGUUCAAGUAGAGAAGAAGUUUCAUUUACACCUGAAGAGAAUUUCAGAGUUAAUUAUUUCUUAUACUUUGUUGAUCAAGCUAUUUCUUCUCUUGAGACAAGAUUUGAACAAUUCAAAGAGUAUGACAAAGUAUUUGGUUUUUUAUUUCCACAUAAUUUGAAGGAAAUUGAAGAUAAAGAUCUUAAGUCAUCUUGUCAUCGUCUUGAAAAAGCACUCAAAUUUGACGAAAAAUCGGAUAUUGAUGCCGAUGAACUUUAUACGGAGUUGAAAUUAUUUGAGACAUUGGAAACCAAUGAAUUUAGCAACCCUAUAGAUGUUUUGAAGUUUUUGAAAAAACUUGAUUAUUUCCUAAAUGCAAGCAUUGCAUAUAUAAUAUUGUUGACUAUUCCAGUAACGGUGACAUCUGCAGAAAGGAGUUUUUCUAUGUUCAAGUUAUUGAAGUCUUACUUAUGCUCCACAAUGUCACAAGAAAGACUUAGUGGUUUGGCAAUGAUAUCUAUCGAGAACGAAAUCUUAGAGAGUAUAGACUAG